Molecule: messenger RNA, 318 nt
Organism: Phytophthora infestans T30-4
Lineage: Eukaryota; Oomycota; Peronosporomycetes; Peronosporales; Peronosporaceae
Exons: 1
Coding region: 1-318 (105 amino acids)
Source: RefSeq, a predicted model, not a curated record
AUGCGGCAAGAGCUACACUCUACACGGGGACAAGCUGCGUUUUCCGACGGUCAACGUGGCCUACCUCCCGCGGCAAAACGACCAGGCAAGCUCGAGAAGCGUCCCUCACGCUCAAUUCCUCUGGAGAUCCGAAAGGCCCUUCCUAAACAAGGCGGAAAAGAGAUCUGCCUUCGUUUUCUUUCCAAGGAAGGGUGUCGAGGCGAAAACGGAGCCUGUGUCGACACAAAUCGCUGCCAUUUUAAGCCAGCAGUAUUACCUCAGGCGGUUCGUGAAUUUAUCGCUAAGAAAUUUGGAGGAAUAUCAAGUGACAUGCAGUGA